Messenger RNA from Postia placenta MAD-698-R-SB12, 1635 nucleotides. RefSeq lists its product as hypothetical. NCBI's taxonomy places the organism in Eukaryota, Fungi, Basidiomycota, Agaricomycetes, Polyporales, Adustoporiaceae. The record is from RefSeq and is a predicted model, not a curated record. The coding region runs from base 1 to 1635 and encodes 544 amino acids. Gene Ontology annotation, biological process: fatty acid metabolic process. The transcript has 3 exons. Gene Ontology annotation, molecular function: medium-chain fatty acid-CoA ligase activity.
AUGUCCCACUUCCGCACACACCUCACGGUCCUCGAUGAAAGCGCCGCUCUCUACCCCACGGCCAAUGCCUUUUACAUUCCGCUAGUCGACUCCGAGUCCAGUCUCAUACGAGAAUGGCAGGCUAUCUCUUACCGGCAAUUCCAACGAGACGUUGAGCACACCGCGAGGUUCUGGCGAAAGAAGCUUACGGCGGAUGGCGUUCAGUCCCGCUCCGUCAUCGGCAUGUGGCUGGGUGGAUCGACAUAUGUGGACGCCCUCCAUAUAUACGGCAUUGCAAGAGCCGGAUACGUUCCUCAGCUGAUUUCCCUGCGACUGCCGAACAUCGAUGUCAUUUUCGAACUGCUCGCUCAGUCCAAGGGCAAGGCACUCAUCUACGAUCAUUCAUUCAGCUCCAUCAUUCGUAGCGGCUCUGUGCCUACACACGUUGCUGUUGAUGCCCGAGAGUCCGAGGUUGCAGACGUAACGCUACCGCCCUCGAUACCCGAGGGUGUCCAGGCCGAUGACCCGGUCAUGAUCUUACACACAUCUGGGUCUACCUCGGGCCGACCAAAACUUGUGCCGUGUAGUUAUUCCUGGUGGAACAACACCAUUACAAAAGCCGAGGGAAUAAUGAAGCGGAAGCAGUACGUCAAGCGGCCGCAGGACGUCACCGUCUGGAUGGGCAGCCUGUGUCAUAUGGGACAAUCAUUCAUGCUUGUCGGAGCGCUCGCAAAUGGAAAUUGUAUGGUCCAAUUCACCAAACAGGCCUUUUCCUCCGAGGAGCUGCUGGACAUGGUGACUCGCUGCGGUCUUAGCCGGAUCACGAUCUUCCCAACAUACCUCGCCACUCAUUUCCGCAAUUCUCGCCGCGACCCCAAAGUCCUUGCUGCGCUGCAGGGUCUCGACGAGAUCCUGAUCUCAGGGUUGUCGAUGUCAGUAGAGGAUCAGCGCUGGGCGCGUAGCAACGGGAUCCGGGUACUUGACUGUUACGCCAGCACGGAAGUCGCCGUUAUGAUGCUCUCUCGCGGUGAGCAGCUCGAAGACAGGCUUCCGCCUCUGCAACCCAUCGAGGGCGUGUCAUAUUCCUUCCAACCCAUCGCGGCGCCUGCUUCCACAUCGGAGAGCGGCUACACGAACAUGCACUCACGGCUUGUGGAGCUCGUUGUGCUCGCCGACUCUCCCGAUUGCCCUGACCGAUCCCUUCGUGCCGCCGACGGGCAUUUCCACACCGGCGAUCUCUUCCUAGAGGUAUCACCGCAGCGAUACGUGUUCUGCGGUCGCGAUGAUGAUUGGAUCAAGACCGAGGUCUCGCUGCGCUGCGACACGCGAGCCAUCGAGGACAACGUCUACAAAAUUUGCGGUGACCUCAUCGGCAAUUGCGUUGUUGUCGGCAACGGGCGGCCAUCGCCUUCGGUGUUCGUGGAACCUGCCGUGGUGGAUAUGACGGAGCAGAGGCUCAAGACCGAGAUCAUGCGUCGGAUCCUCCCCUUCCACUCGAGGCGAUACAUACACGAGCGGGUCGCUUCCGCCGAUUUCAUCUUCGUGGUGCCGAAAGACACCCUCCCACGCACAGCCACCAAGGGGAAUAUUCGGCGGCGUGCUGUCGAGCAAACAUUCCAAGCCGAGCUUGAUCGUGCCUACGCGCAAUCACGGUAA